This is a messenger RNA of Patiria miniata (bat star), 1675 nucleotides long. It is a transcript of the gene rbm18, whose product is annotated as probable RNA-binding protein 18. The transcript is spliced from 5 exons. Lineage: Eukaryota; Metazoa; Echinodermata; Asteroidea; Valvatida; Asterinidae. Gene Ontology annotation, molecular function: RNA binding. The coding region runs from base 31 to 621 and encodes 196 amino acids. The record is from RefSeq and is a predicted model, not a curated record.
ACAUAGAGGGCGCUCCAUGUAGACUGUACAAUGGCGACAGCGGGGAACGCGUUCGAGAAAACAGAACGUCGAAGACUUUGGAUCGGAAAUAUCGACGAAAAGAUAUCAGAGUACAAUCUUCUGAAGUUGCUGAGACGUCACGGUGAAAUCGCCCAGUUUGAUUUUCUCUUCCACAAGACGGGUCCCAGUGAAGGCAAACCCAGAGGCUAUUGUUUUGUUAGCUUCAAGACACAGGAGGAGGCUGAGCUUGCCAUUCACGCUCUGGACGGUAAACUGGCACUGAACAAGAGACUUGCCGUGAAGUGGGCCCACUCACAGACACCAAACUUCAAGACACAGGAAGAAUCCCUUGAAGAUGAGAAAACGUCUCUAGCUCCAGACAAACUGCCAAGCAGUUUUGGGGGUCACCAGUCAGCUGCACCUGGUACCAGCACCAAGAAACAAGCACUAGUAAACAGUAAUGAUGCCAAGAUCCGAGCCAUCGAGAGCAAACUGAGACAAAUGGAGCGAGCCAGUAGUGACUUCACCGUUGUACCUACCUACUCGUCAGCAACGGCAAAGUCCAAGAGUGGCAGGCAAGGUCACUCAGACAAACGCUUCAAGCCGUACAAGAAGAGGUGACACCAAAUACCGCUAUACAUGUACAGAAACUCAGGUGCAAUAUCAUGCUUUUAUUUCUUUUUUAAAUUUCUUCUUUUUUUUCCUAGUCCAAGGGGGCAAACCCUACUCCUUUGUGCUCGGUCAUAGAAUUCUUACAAUACAGGGUGAGUCAAAAAAGCAAAACCCCAACCCUCCAAAAUAUAUUCAUAUUUAAAAAAUGUGUAGCACCAAACAUACUAAAUAAUGACUGGAAAACCAAUUUAAUGUCUUUGGUACACCACUUAAAUGAAUAUUAUGUUGUCCCUUCUAAUUUGACACCAAAUUUGUUGUGGUGAAGCUUGUAAUAUGGAAGAUUUCAUAAAUUUUCCACUUUUCAGCCUUUGAAUACUUUUGCAUGGAAAUUGGCCAAUCAUCAAACAUAUAUCGCUCUUUGGUGUUAACAACACUUGUACUGUACAUUAUAUGGAACACUAUUUGUUUCUAAAUGCAUAUAUGCGUACUUGAUUUCUUUUUCUUGUGUAUAGUUUUGUUUCUUUGUAUUUAUUUGUACAUAAUUAUGCACUUUUUUUAACCCAUCCUCUUGUUUUCCAGCUCUCUUAAUUGUACCUUAAUAUAACAACUUAUUCCUGUUUGUUUUUUGGGGGGAGGGGCUCUUAACAAUUGUGCAUAUGCUCACUUAUGCCCAAUGUUAAAUUUAUACUUCAAUAAAAACGUUUCUCGAUUGGUUGUCAACAAGAUAAUACUUUUCUGCAAAAAGCAAAGUUGUGAAAAUGAGAGUGCAUUCAAAUGAUAUAAUCACCAAAGACAUUUACAUGUAGGCUUUUACAACAUGCAUUUCUAAAAAAGAUUUUUAUAGAAAUGCAUGUUGUAAAAGCCUAAAUGUCUGUGGUGAAUAUAUCAUUUGAAUGCACUCUCAUUUUCACAACUUUGCUUUUUGCAGAAAAGUAUUAAUUUUUUUAGUGCUACAUGCAGAAUGUCUAUAUUGGGUUUCGUUUUUUUUUUUUAACUCACCCUGUAGUGUUCGUCUUUAGUUGAACUUAUCUGAAUAAACAUUUUAUCAAGAAUUAAGUUAUUU